AUGAGCAAUGAACACACAGGAGAAGCACCUGAUUGGAUGCAGGAGCAAGCAGCCGAGUAUACUGAUCUUGUGGGUAGUUUUGUUGAGUCUGUGGUGGAUUCAGAUACGGACGAGAUGGUGGAGUAUCAAUUGAUCUGGGAAGGCGGUGAUUUAGGUGUAGCUCUAACAACAAUUGAAGGCGGUGAUGGUGGUGUAGCUGUGAGUCGUGUGACUGGAAAAGGUUUUCCAUUUGGUAUUAAGAAUGUCGGACCUGGAGAUCUUUUACUAUCGAUUAAUAUGAAAGAUACUACAAAGAUGAAUUUGGAUGAUGUUGUUGCUUACUUGCAAGUAUGUGACUUACCAGCUACGUUACGCUUUAAGAAACUAUCAACAGUGGUGGAUCACGUUCCUGGCUCAGUGCCUAGAAAAAGCACGUACGUUAUCACUAGUGGCAAUGCACAGGGCCCGACGAGCCCCAUGGGCUCUGCAGCUCCUCCAUCGUACCAUCGUGACUCUUCCAAGUACGUGCAACUACCUUUGCCGCAUCCGGGUCGUGCAUCGAUGCCAGUGCAUAAGAUACCGUCAGACUUUCCAGAACCCCCAGUGCCACCUCAACGUCAGAGUGCCAAGACGCCAGUCACCAAAACGCUGACUGAGUUAUCUCCGACGUCUACACUGACGGCCGCCCCCGAGCCGGUGGAGUUUCACGAUGAUGACGAGGAUGUACUAGUUGAGGAAAAUUACUACGCGGCUAUCAAACCGGGUCCUGCGACGGCAGUGCCAGUCUCUCCGCACAAGUCCAAGUCCAGUAAGAAGUCUGAAAUCGUUUCGCCUCACGAGUCUUUUGAGCCGGUCGAGAAGCUUCUCGAAUUAGACGGUUUGGUACUCACAUCGGGUGAGAAUGACCUGGGCUUUGAGGAAUCCGAGGAUGGUUCAGUGCGUGCAUCGCAUGAGUCGCGUGACUCAUGGUGUGAUGAGAGUUUUGAUGUCGACGCCAGCCAUGGUGCUUGGGAUGUUGAUGAGGAGGAGAAGGAGGAGACUCAGUUUGUUGCACACAAGGAGAAAAGAAGCAAAGAGAAUGCCAAGGAGAGAUUUCAGCGCAACAAGAGCGGUUCGACAGUCGCAAUGCUUGGACAUUUCUCUGUUGAAACAAAGGAAGGUGCCGUACCAAUCCUUCCUGACGCGGAGGAUGCUACGGGUAUUGCGGCGGUUGACAAUGUGAGUAACUUUUUGUCCGAAGAUCGUCAUGCGUCACCUCCUCAUGCAAGCGACCAAGUACGCCCGUCCGACAUGUCAUCUAGCUCGAUGUCAUCUUCGAUGAGCUCGUCCAUGAACAACACUGAUGCGCCGCGGCCUUCGGUGCGUGUGACCAUGGAUAGCACGGCUCCGCUGACGAAGAGCCACCCAAUCGGUAGCCUACACGAAAUGUGUGCGAAGGGCAAUCUUCGCGGCGUGGUGCAGCACUUACGUGUUGAUGGUCCUGAGGCCCUGUUGAAUCGGGAACCGAAUCACGGUCAGACGGGCCUACAUCUUGCGGUGAAGAGCGGCAAGGCACCGCUGGUGAAGGUGAUUUUGGAGCAGUACAAACCGCUUGAGGAUAUCAUUAAUGUUGAGGACGACAAGGGCAACACAGCUCUGCAUUUUGCAGCCACAAAGACACCAGGCAUCGUGCAUUUGCUUCUGGAGAACGGCGCAAGCGCUAACGUAAAGAACAGCCGUAAGUUUACGCCACUUAUCAUUUCGGUGAUUACGUCAAAGGAUGACAGCGUUAUCAUUCCGCGCAUGCUUCUUAAAUAUGGUGCCAAUCCGAACGAUAUGCACGACAGUCAAACGGUUAUUCACACUGCUAUCAGUACGGGACGAUUGCACAUUGCUGGUGCGCUCGUACGGGCCGGAGCAAAAAUGGAUGUCGAGGAUGCCGAGGGAAAGAGCGUGUUUGAAAAACUACCCCGCAAGGAUCUUCGGUAUCUGAUUUCUCACAUUUAUUUUCCACCGACGCACAUUACGAAGAAGGAGCGGUCCGAGUGCAUGUUGUGUCAUCAAAAGUUCAAGUUUGGUUUUCGCGAGCACAACUGUACGCACUGUGGUCGUCUUUGUUGUCCUGAAUGUUCUGCCCUUCAUGUUGAAAUGUUCAAGUUUCCAAUGGGUUUUCCUGGUCGUACUCGUCGUGGUGCGGCAAAUCGUGAUCCAAAGCGUGUGUGCAAGACAUGCUACAACGUUUUCAAGGAACGCAAUGAGGAACCAGAGAAGAGUGAUAUGUCGAGGUUUAUUAAUCGUGUUAUCAACAUUGAGUGGGACGAAGUAAAUCCGGAGAAGUUGCAAAAGGAACAGGAAGCAAGUCGACGUGGUGAGAAAUAA
Messenger RNA from Peronospora belbahrii, 2337 nucleotides. The record is from the annotation of a GenBank genome assembly. Lineage: Eukaryota; Oomycota; Peronosporomycetes; Peronosporales; Peronosporaceae.